Messenger RNA from Oppiella nova, 903 nucleotides. The record is from the annotation of a GenBank genome assembly. NCBI's taxonomy places the organism in Eukaryota, Metazoa, Arthropoda, Arachnida, Sarcoptiformes, Oppiidae.
AUGACCGAAUCCUAUGCCAAAGCCGCCGCCAGAAGGCCUUCCCUUUGGGAUAAGAUAAGUCGGACUAUUUGGCAGAAAACCACCACCAGAUGGUCAUCCAGAUGGUCAUCCACGGCAACAGCGAGUGGCAAACCAUUGGUGACGAUCGAGAAGCGAGAAGAUGUCACUCUUAUUGGCAUCAAUAGACCAGAGAAGAGGAAUUGUGUGAACAGACAAACCGCUGGACAACUACUGCAGGCCUUCGAGGACUUCGACAGAGACACGACCUCUCGAGUGGCUGUACUUCACGGGAAUGGCGGCACGUUUUGCGCCGGCUAUGACCUCCAGGAGUUGUCCCAAACGGACGCCACCGUUGAGUCGCUCAUCACUCGCGGACCAAUGGUUUGCAUCUUAUCUGAAGACGAUCUCAACGCCACCGUUGAGACCCAUUUGAAUGGCCCGACUAUGAUGUUGACGUCGAAGCCGAUCAUCGGCGCCAUCGAUGGCUAUGCGGUCGCGGGUGGGCUCGAGUUAGCGCUUCUUUGCGACCUCCGAGUGGUCGAAGAGAGCGCUAUAAUGGGUGUCUUCUGUCGCCGAUUCGGAGUCCCUCUCUUAGACGGCGGAACCGUUCGCCUCCAGAGACUCGUCGGCCUCUCCCGUGCCUUAGAUCUCAUUCUCACGGGUCGUCCCAUUGAGGCCAAGGAGGCGCUGGAGUUUGGUUUAGCCAACCGAGUGGUGGCCAUUGGCACGGCUUUAGGACAGGCCUACAAUUUGGCCAAAUCUAUAACGAAGUUCCCUCAGGAGUGCCUCAAAGCCGACCGAAAGUCCACAUAUUAUGCCGCAUAUGAUAGCAAUUCAUUGGACGAGUCUCUGAGAUAUGAGUUUGAAAACGGAAAGCAUAUCAUCACUAAGGAAUCGGUCGAA